AUGGCCAACUCACUUUGGACUCUAGCUUGGUCUGUAUUCGUACAAUGUGACGCUGCAGAACCAUGGCAAAUCGGUUUCCAGGACGGUGCUAGCCCAACAUUCGAAGGGAUCACAGAACUACACAACGCUAUCUUCUUCUAUCUAGUUCUUAUCUUUAUCGGUGUAAUGUGGGUGCUAGGAUCAGUUGUAGUUAACUACGGUAGCUCAGCAAACCCAAUCUCACACAAGUACUCAAACCACGGUACACUAAUCGAACUUGUAUGGACAAUCACUCCUGCAUUUAUUCUUAUCGCUAUUGCAUUCCCAUCAUUCAAGCUUCUUUACCUUAUGGAUGACGUAAUUACACCUGCUAUGACUGUUAAGGCUGUUGGACACCAAUGGUACUGGUCAUACGAAUACAGUGACUUCGUUAACGAAGAUGGAGAAUCAAUCGAAUUCGAUAGCUACAUGAUUCCUGACUCAGAUCUAGAAGACGGACAACUUCGACUUCUAGACGUAGACAACCGAGUUGUUCUACCAGUGGACACACAUGUACGAUUUGUAGUAACAGGUGCUGACGUAAUUCAUGACUUCGCUGUACCAUCACUUGGACUAAAGAUUGAUUGCUGUCCAGGACCUGAUAUAGUCUGGACAAUGGUGAAAAUCAUUGACACAUACAGUGAUAACAAUAACUUGCUAAACCAAACAUCAGUACUAACACAACGAGAAGGAGUAUUCUACGGUCAAUGUUCAGAACUUUGUGGUGUAUACCAUGGGUUCAUGCCUAUUGCUGUCGAAGCUGUUUCACUUGACAAGUACCUUAGCUGGCUAGACUCACAAUCAUAG
This is a messenger RNA of Kwoniella shivajii, 825 nucleotides long. Its product is annotated as cytochrome c oxidase subunit 2. Lineage: Eukaryota; Fungi; Basidiomycota; Tremellomycetes; Tremellales; Cryptococcaceae. Gene Ontology annotation, molecular function: cytochrome-c oxidase activity; copper ion binding. Gene Ontology annotation, cellular component: membrane. The record is from RefSeq and is a predicted model, not a curated record. Bases 1 to 825 code for a protein of 274 amino acids. Gene Ontology annotation, biological process: ATP synthesis coupled electron transport. The transcript has 2 exons.